Pyricularia grisea is the source of this 1597-nucleotide messenger RNA. RefSeq lists its product as uncharacterized. The coding region runs from base 619 to 1287 and encodes 222 amino acids. Lineage: Eukaryota; Fungi; Ascomycota; Sordariomycetes; Magnaporthales; Pyriculariaceae. The record is from RefSeq and is a predicted model, not a curated record. The transcript is spliced from 2 exons.
GGAAGGAACGGUACCCAAAAGUAGUCAAAUCUCGGUCGCACGCGGCUGAUUUCCCAUUCCGCGCCUUCUUUUUCUACAGUACUUCUUGGACCUCUUGUCCGACGACUCGCAACUACUUUGGGCUUUUGUGCUCCUUCCACCCGGUUCGCCUUUUGACAUUCUGACAGCAACACAGACGGGGAGAAGUCCCGUUUGCAAGCAAAUCUGUGCCUGCCAUGCCAUUCCUCUUAGCUGGCGCGCCUUCCUGACGUCUGAAGGCUCGUUUUCGAAGCCUUUUUUCUCUUUGCCCAGGGCGUAAAAGGAUUUCACGAGCUAUGUCUCACCUUGUCGUUGGCUGAAGGCACACAGAGAAACGCACAUACACUCAACAACUUGAACUUGUCACGUCAAUCAAUCUUGUCAUCAAUUGUCACACGUCUUGUAGUGUGAUACCCUCAUUAUCCCGAUUGGUUCUUUAGUCUUCUGUUCAAUCAAAAGACUCUGCUUUGAGCUCCUCGGGCACGCAAUAGCCAGUCAACUCUGAAAAAUCUCGCGAUUACGAUUCUUCCUGCUCAAAUUCUUACACACAUACACACACAAACGUCAUUCCAAGGCUGUUCGAAAAACUGUUUCUUCAACAUGCUCCUCAAUCCCAUUUUCCUCAUCGCCGGCCUGGGUGCAGGCGUCAGCUCGGCCUACCACCUGCUUCGCCUACCAAAGUCAAUGGGCUACAAGAGAGAGUGGUCACAGCUCUCGCCUUGCAGCAACUUCAACAUCAGUCAAGUCAUGGUGGGGACCAACUACUCGGUCAAUGGUUACCCGUUGGCAGUUACAUCCACCAACGCCAACGUCACCUUCACGGUCAGGGUCCGUUUGCUCAAUGAUUCUGCCGAAGAAAAGUUCCAUCAGAUCUUGCCACCACUAGUCAUGUCCAUGUAUGGCACCUUGUGCAUUCCGUCGGUACCCGUCGACAAGAAGUGGGUUGGCCAGCUUGCCCAGUACCAGGUCAUCUCGGACCACGCCUCCAUGAGGACCUACCAGUGUUCUCUCGUCCAGUUUUUGGAUACACCCGCUGUGGACGCCUCGUCUUUUGACGUCUGCAAGAACACGACUGGUGUCAAUGGUACAUUCCAGGAGUGGGGAAGCGAGAUUCUCACCACCCCUACCCCGUCCUCCGCGCUCCCAGCUCCGACCGAGGUCGAACCUGAGAAUGCGGCUCAGGACCAUAUGGCCAAGCUCAACCCAUGGAUGAUGGUCGGCGUGCCGGCCAUUACUGGUCUUCUUCCGAUUCUUGUCACACUUGUCUAGGGGUGUUUUAAAAGCCUCGACGACUUGCUCACCUCGUUUCUCGGUGGUUGAUCUUAUUUAGCGUCCAGAGGAUACGAGAUGGGGUGGAUAUGUGUAAAUUGGUGCAGCUGGGGACUCACAAGUCAGGACGAAGCGUGGCGUUUAAUGGGAUCUGUUAUUUCUUUUAUGGUGUCGACCGCUGGUUGGCACAGGAUCAAAAGUUGAUUUUUGGGAGGACAUGUGUUGCUUUGUGUUUAUGAAGAUAUCCCGCCAAUCUUUUGGUAUGCAUUGUUAAUAGGUAAUAGAAACAAGACAAACAAUCAACAGAGCC